UGCCUCCACCCUGACGAAUGUCCCUGCCUCCCGAGCCUCAAUUUCCCCAGGCACAGAAUGAAGGCUCUCGCAUCUGCCCCUUGGUCCUCUCGAAUUGUAAAAAUGCAGAUCGGCGGCUCAGUUGCUUGAGCUCCUUCCCCUAGGAGAAGACUCCUGCUGAAGACCCGCCUCGGACGGUUGGAUACAGAGGAGGGAAACCACAGUACCCAGAAGGCAUCUGAGGCGGCGCUGGCCAAUGACAGCACCGGACAGGGACGAUUCCUGCGACACACGUACGUGGGCGGGACUUCCGGGUGUUUCACUGCCGUCGCCAUUAGCGAAUGCCGUUUGCCGAGGAACGGCCUUGACUUGCUGAGGACUUGGCCAGCGCCACACCUGAGCCCUUUCGCGAGGAACGAGCCGGGAAGCAGGACAGACCUCACCCUUCGCGUUGUGUAGGGGCCGUGACCCCCGGUAGCGGGUGUCCCCCCCUGGCUGCCCGCUGGGCCGCGGCCUCUGCAGCCGCUCUCAUCCUCGCAGUCGCCGAGGGCGGCGCCCCGAGUCGUGGUGCCUUUUCCUCAGGGGACGCUGCGGUCCGGCCUGCCGCUCUCCGUCGAGGUUGCCAGGGCGCGCAGAGCAGAGGUGUGGCCGGCAGGCUGCCCUGGCGCUCGCGGCUCCCAGCCUUGCUCGACCCGCAAGGCCCCGUGAUGGCGCCGCCGACCGGACAAGCCCAGAUAUCUGUGACCUUUGAUGAUGUGGCCGUGACUUUUACCCAGGAGGAAUGGGGGCAGCUGGACCCGGCCCAGAGGACUCUGUACCAGGAGGUGAUGCUGGAAAACUGUGGACUUCUGGUGUCUCUGGGUCUUUUAGGCAGGUUCCCUCACAAAAGUCCCGGGAUGCCGCCAGACUACGGGAGCAGCAGAUCCCCUCAUUCAGCCAUCCUGGAUAGAGCUCUCUAAAGUUGCGUACCUCUAACUAUUGGUGAUUGAGGAAUGCCACUUGCAGGGUGUCCUGUUCCUAGACCUGAGCUGAUCUACCAGCUGGAGCACGGGCAGGAGCUGUGGACG
This is a messenger RNA of Ailuropoda melanoleuca (giant panda), 1046 nucleotides long. RefSeq names its product zinc finger protein 805-like. Gene Ontology annotation, biological process: regulation of DNA-templated transcription. NCBI's taxonomy places the organism in Eukaryota, Metazoa, Chordata, Mammalia, Carnivora, Ursidae. The record is from RefSeq and is a predicted model, not a curated record. The transcript is spliced from 4 exons. The coding region runs from base 687 to 938 and encodes 83 amino acids.